This is a messenger RNA of Acomys russatus (golden spiny mouse), 960 nucleotides long. RefSeq names its product cathepsin Z (gene Ctsz). NCBI's taxonomy places the organism in Eukaryota, Metazoa, Chordata, Mammalia, Rodentia, Muridae. Gene Ontology annotation, cellular component: lysosome. The transcript has 6 exons. The record is from RefSeq and is a predicted model, not a curated record. Gene Ontology annotation, molecular function: cysteine-type endopeptidase activity. Bases 1 to 921 code for a protein of 306 amino acids.
AUGGCGUCGUCAGGGUCGGUGCAGCAGCGGUGGCUGAUGCUGCUGAUGUUGUUGCUGGCGGGCGCGGCGCGGGCCAGCCUCUACUUCCGCUCGGGCCAGACCUGCUACCGGCCUCUUCGCGGGGACCAGCUGGCGCAGCUAGGGCGCAGGACCUACCCUCGGCCACAUGAGUACCUGUCCCCUUCGGAUCUCCCCAAGAACUGGGACUGGAGAAAUGUGAACGGCGUCAACUACGUCAGCGUCACCAGGAACCAGCACAUCCCACAGUACUGUGGUUCCUGCUGGGCCCACGGUAGCACCAGUGCUAUGGCAGAUCGCAUCAACAUCAAGAGAAAAGGUGCAUGGCCUUCAACCCUGCUCUCGGUGCAGAAUGUCAUUGACUGCGGCAAUGCUGGCUCCUGUGAAGGGGGCAAUGACCUUCCGGUGUGGGAAUAUGCCCAUAAGCACGGCAUCCCCGAUGAGACCUGCAACAACUACCAGGCCAAGGACCAAGAGUGUGACAAGUUUAACCAGUGUGGGACCUGCACUGAAUUCAAGGAGUGCCAUGUUGUCCAGAACUACACCCUCUGGAGAGUGGGUGACUACGGCUCCCUGUCAGGCAGGUUGAAAAUGAUGGCCGAGAUCUACGCCAACGGCCCCAUCAGCUGCGGGAUAAUGGCGACAGAGAGGAUGGCUAACUACACCGGAGGCAUUUAUGCUGAGCACCAGGACGAGGCUUUUAUCAACCACAUCAUCUCCGUAGUUGGCUGGGGCGUCAGCAGCGAUGGGAUCGAGUACUGGAUUGUCCGCAAUUCAUGGGGCGAACCUUGGGGUGAGAGAGGCUGGAUGAGGAUCGUGACCAGCACCUACAAGGGAGGGGCAGGUGCCAGCUACAACCUGGCCAUCGAGGAGGCCUGCACAUAUGGGGACCCCAUUGUUUAGGUAGCCGUCUCUGGAGGCUGCGUCAUGACCCUGGACAGG